AUGGCUCAUACAAAGCAGACUGCCCGCAAAUCCACUGGUGGUAAAGCACCCAGGAAACAACUGGCCACAAAAGCUGCUUGCAAGAGUGCGCCCUCUACUGGAGGGGUGAAGAAACCGCAUCGUUACAGGCCUGGUACUGUGGCGCUUCGUGAAAUUAGACGUUAUCAGAAGUCCACUGAACUUCUGAUUCGAAAACUCCCCUUCCAGCGUCUGGUGCGAGAAAUUGCUCAGGACUUCAAAACAGAUCUGUGCUUCCAGAGCGCAGCUAUUGGUGCUUUGCAGGAGGCAAGUGAGGCCUAUCUGGUUGGCCUUUUUGAAGACACCAACCUGUGUGCUAUCCAUGCCAAACGUGUAACAAUAUGCCAAAGGACAUCCAACUAGCACGCCACAUACGUGGAGAACGUGCUUAAGAAUUCACUAUGAUGGGAAACAUUUCAUUCUCAAAAAAA
Molecule: messenger RNA, 449 nt
Organism: Sciurus carolinensis (gray squirrel)
Lineage: Eukaryota; Metazoa; Chordata; Mammalia; Rodentia; Sciuridae
Product: histone H3.3A-like
Exons: 1
Coding region: 1-381 (126 amino acids)
Cellular component (GO): nucleosome
Molecular function (GO): DNA binding; structural constituent of chromatin; protein heterodimerization activity
Source: RefSeq, a predicted model, not a curated record